Messenger RNA from Apis florea (little honeybee), 2496 nucleotides. RefSeq lists its product as uncharacterized. NCBI's taxonomy places the organism in Eukaryota, Metazoa, Arthropoda, Insecta, Hymenoptera, Apidae. Gene Ontology annotation, molecular function: histone acetyltransferase activity; protein binding. Gene Ontology annotation, biological process: transcription initiation at RNA polymerase III promoter. Gene Ontology annotation, cellular component: transcription factor TFIIIC complex. The record is from RefSeq and is a predicted model, not a curated record.
UUAUAAGAGAUUUUAAUUAGUAUGAUAAUAUUUUUUAUUAAGAAGUACAUGAUAAAAGUUUCAUAAUUCAUAAUAAUUGUCAGUUUCAACUGCAACUGGUUCAACUAACGAGACGUUUAAAAUUUAUUGUAAAAUAUGAUCUCAUUUGUACUUAACUAUAUAUUAUAUGUACAUUUAAAAAAUAUUUAUCAAUAGGUGAAAGAUUUUGUGAAUCUUUACUUGUAUAAAUAUUUAGCAAAUAAUGGAGAUAGAAGAAAUUUAUAGCCUUACAAUUUUUCCUCCAGUAAUAUCCAAAUUCGCAGUUCAAUGGUCUAUGGAUAAUAAUAUAUCUAUUCUUACUGAAAAAGGAAUUCACAUAUUUGAAUUGAUACCUUCUCCAAUAUCUCCUUCUUCAACUAUAAAAUUCUCUAGAUCUUUUAUUUAUACACCUUCAACAUUUCCAACAGAAAUUAUAUCUAACAGAAUAGAAUCCAAAAUUUGGAAUAUGCAUCGUGAAGAACUUUAUUCAUUUAUAAUUGAGGAAAGUAUGACUCCAAAAUUAUCUAAUGUAAAAGAAAUGGUACCAAAAAUAGUUGAUUUAGCAUGGUCACCAAAAGAUUUAAUACAUCCAAGCAAGUGUCUUAUUGCUAUUUUAACUUCAGCAGGUGCUGUUAUAAUUGCAUGUAAAAUCUGUAGAGAUUGGUAUCCUGUAUAUGAUUUAUCUUCUCUACGUUACAAUAUUAUAGAACAAAAAAUUAAUGAAGAAUUAGAAGAAAAUAAAAAUAACUCAGCUUCAUUUGAAACAUUCAAAGUUUAUAUAAAAGCAUUACAAGCUUCUUGUUUUACUUGGAGCAAAUUUUUUGCAGAUUUUGCAUAUUUUGUUGUUGCAUAUCUUAAUGGAGAUAUAAUUAUUUAUAAAAUCCUAAAAGUAUUUGAUUAUAAUAAAAUAGUUAAUCCUAAAAUUGUAGGAAUAAUAAGAUUAAAUGAAUCUGUAAAAAUGAAUGUUUUAAAUUGGAUUACAAUUGAUACAAAAAAACAUCUAAUUAUUAUUGGAUAUUUUGAUGGACGUAUUUAUGGACUUAAUGUUGAAGAGCAUGAUGGAAAUUUUGAAUUAAUGUUCAUUGAGAAGUAUUAUGAUUACACUGAUCGUAUUGCUAUUAGUGCUAUAAAAAUAUUUCCUCAAAGUGAUUUGAAUAUAAAUGUUCUUAUUGCAAAAGGAUAUUAUCUAUUUUUGUUAUGCUUUAAAGAAAAUGGUACAUUAAGAAGUAUGCAACAUUUGCAAUUAGAAGGUUUUAUGAUUUCAGGAAUGAUUUGUAUAAGUACAAACUGUGCACUGAUCACAACAGAAAAUGGUUCUAUGUUUGCAAUUGAUAUAAAAGAAAAUCAGUUAUUGAAAACAAAAGUAAAUAAUAAAUUAUCACAAGUUCAUGUUCGAUGUCUAGGUCUUGCACAUUCUCCAAGUUCCGUGAUUUUUAUAAACAUAACUAGUCCUAGCACUAUGUACGAUCAUUUAGUAGUAAAGGAACCAACUAAAAUAUAUAUGUUUUGUUUAAAGAACAAAAAUUGGAAUCCAUUAUUUAUUUUGAAUCAAAAACAUGAAAAAUUUGAGCAAUUAUGGGAUUGUUUAGAAGCGAUUAGGAUAAAAGCAACAAAAGCGUCAGAUCUAUCAUUAAUAUUACCAAAAGUUCCAUCUAAUUUGGAAUUUUUAUCUUUGCAUGAGUUACGAAUAGUAAUGUGGACAUCUGUGAUAAUGGAAAUUUGCGAAAAGAGGAAAAUCAUUCAAGGAAUGAAUAAUAUUGCUGGAGAAAUAUCAGAAGCUCAACCUUUAAUUUUUAUUCACACUGCAUGUAAUUAUCUUAUACAUCUUGAAAGUAAAUCUUCUUUGAUAGAACUACAAAAAGUUUCUAUGAAUUUAUUAAGAAUGUAUUUAGAAGUAUAUUUGGCUGGAGAAGAAAAUGAGAAAGUAACACCACUUUCCAAACGUAUUAGAGAUGUUUUAAAAAAAAUAUCUCAAUUCAAUUUAAAUAAUAUUGAGACUUGCAAUCUAUGUGGUGAAAUGAUAAAUGAUCUUUCUUGGAAAAUUAGUAAGUGUUCACAAGGUCAUAUAUUACCUAGAUGUGCUAUUACUCUUUUACAAAUAACCGUGGUGCCAUACAAGACAUGUCCAAUAUGUGGUUUAAUUUUUCAUCCAUGUUUGGACCAAGAAUUUAAAGAAACAAGAUGUCCUUUUUGUGAUGUACCUGCACUUGAAGAAAACCGAAUGUUGAAUUCUAAAUGUUAUAUUCCAAAGGAAAAAAGUUUGUCCAGAUUACAUAAUUAUAUCUUAGAAGAUCAAGAAAUGGAAAUAGCUACUGAUGAAUCUUAAUGCAAAUUUAAAAUAUCUUUUAAUAAAUGUAAUCAAUAAUGGAAUGUGUAAAAUAUGUGUAUAUUUCUUAUCAUAAUUUUAUGUAUUUAUUUAUUAUUAACUAAUGUAUUUUUAAGAAUAAAAAUAAUAUAAAUAAUAAAAAUGAUAUAUGC